This is a messenger RNA of Ramularia collo-cygni, 972 nucleotides long. RefSeq lists its product as uncharacterized. The coding region runs from base 1 to 972 and encodes 323 amino acids. Lineage: Eukaryota; Fungi; Ascomycota; Dothideomycetes; Mycosphaerellales; Mycosphaerellaceae. The transcript has 4 exons. The record is from RefSeq and is a predicted model, not a curated record.
AUGGCUCCGAAAGCGGCUGUCAAGCCGGGAGGCGUCAAGACUGAGCCGAGCACCCCCAAGAGCAAGCCCAAGGCUUCCGCCGCCGAUACUCCCAAGAAGGCACCAUCCACCACUCCGCGGAAGCCAAAACUGGCAGCUCCACCACGUGAUUACAAGAUCCUGGCUGCUGAUGGCGACACUUCAGUGAUCACGGUCAAAUACGAGGGCUCCCAGCAGGCCUUGGCGCUGCCAUCCGGCGGCCACAGCCUCAACUUGGAGCUGGGAGCUGCCAACGCGUUCACCGUCGUCAAAUCGACUGUUCUGACUGAGGGUCCCUACCAGGGAUACCAGGCGAUCAUCCUUCGACCCGCCAAACCAUUCAAGUUCAUGGACCUGCCAAUCGCCGUCCGAAACACCGUCUAUCGCAUGUAUUUCGCGCCAAAGGGCCUGACGGAGGAGACCACGGCCAUCGUUCUGGAUGGAAAACGCGCCACGGACAAAGUUCCGUACUCCAAGUCGUUCGCAGAUGGCUCCAAGCAGCGUGUGGGCCUUCUUGCAGUGAGCAAAAUGGUAAACGCUGAAGCGGCCGCUAUCCUGUACAACCACCCACUCCGGUUCGAGAGCACGACUGUCCUCGGCGAAUUCCUCGUCGAAUAUCGGAGCACUCGGAGUAAGAUUUGCAACGUUGAGGUCAAGAACUACAAGAAAGGAGCUCGCAUGGCUCUGAUCUUGCUAGCCGAGGCACCGAAUAUUCGUCGUUUGCGGUUGGAGGGUGGAGUUUCCACUGAGACAGACCCCCGCAAGGCCGCCAAGGCUCUCUAUAUGGAAGCCGCACAGCUACUUGAGGCCAUUGGAAAGCAAAAGCAGGCCAAGGACGCUGGUGUAGAGGUUUUGGAGUUCGGCAAGGAGGCCCUGACUAUCAAGGGCGGUGGGAACUACAACACAGACAUGAGGAAGGAGUUCAUUGAGUCUCUCAAAAAGCUCUGCAACUAA